CGCACUGCUCAGAGUCCUUCCUGUUUUAGAAAUUUCAAGGAAGCAGCAGCAACUGGACAGUCGCAAAUACUGAUGGAUGCAUGUCAGUGAUCUUUGGGAGGGGAGGACCCAUGCUCUCUCAUCUUCGCACUGCCACACCAGCCCUGUACAUAUUGUGGAUCACUAUGGCCCAGAUAGCUGGCCAGGAGGACAGAGAGAAAACAACUGCACUCAAAGAUUUGCUGUCAAGAAUAGACUUAGAUGAACUGAUGAAGAAAGAUGAGCCUCCUUUCACUUUCCCCAAAACACUGGAGGAGUUUGAAUAUGCCUUCAAUGAAUAUGGCCAGCUCAGGCAUAUAAAAACAGGAGAGCCCUUUGUCUUCAAUGCCAGAGAGGAUCUCCACCGCUGGAAUCAGAAACGCUAUGAAGCUCUUGGAGAGAUCAUCACUCAGUAUGUUUAUGAGCUGUUGGAGAAAAAGUGCAACAUGACUAAAGCAAUCCUGCCAGUGGAUGCUACAGACGAUGAACCCACCAGUUUUAUCUACCUGAGCCCAGAUGCCUUGUCCAACCCGUCUAAGCUGCUGGUGCUGAUCCAGGGCAGUGGCGUGGUGCGGGCCGGUCAGUGGGCCCGCAGACUCAUCAUCAACCAGGACCUGGAGUCAGGGACACAGAUCCCCUUCAUCACCAGAGCCAUGGAGGAGGGCUACGGUGUGAUGGUGCUCAACCCCAAUGAGAACUACCUGGAGGUGGAGAAGCCCGCCAUGUCCUCUCCCCUGCCCUCCCCCACUGAACCCUCGGACGAACCCGCAGAAAAGAGGGAGCGCAAAGAUGACAAGGAGGGCAAGAAGAAGAGAGAAUUUUAUGAGAAGUACCGUAACCCACAGAAGGAGACAGAGACCGAACGGAUCCCUAUACGGGAAAACGGUUCCUCCGAGGAACACGUGCUGUACGUGUGGGACCACUUUGUGUCCAGAGCCGCAGCCAAGAAUGUCUUCAUCAUGGCCCACAGCUACGGAGGGCUGUCUUUCGUUGAGCUGAUGAAUCAGAGGGAAAUGCAGGUGAAGAACAGAGUGUGCGCUGUGGCUCUGACUGACUCUGCUCACAACAUCUGGCUACAGGAGACCAGCAAAGGCACGCAGGACUGGAUGCAGCAGCACUGUUGUAACUGGGUAUCGAGUCCAGAGCCCCUGGACACACCACUGGACCCCAUGCUGCCAGACUGCCCCCGAGUCUCUGCAGGCACAGAGCGGCAUGAGCUGACCUCCUGGUUGAGUUUCAACUCCAUCUUCAGGUUCUUCAGCGAGGUCCUGGAGGCAAAAGAGGACGAGGAGGCGGAGGAGACCUCCAACAUUGUCACCACUCGCAGCAGCUCCCUCAAAAACAAACACCAAGAUUUGUAGAGGAUCAACAAAAAUGACUUGGAACAAGAGGAGAACGAGGAGCAAGGGAUCAGAUGGGGGGGAUGCAAAAAGAGAGUCUAAUGUUCCAGAUCCUCUCUGCUGUUUUUUCUUUUUGUUCCUCCCUCUCCCCCUGUAACCUCCCUCCAUCUUUCUCUCCUCACUCUUCUCCCCGAGUGUCAUUUCUCCCUUCCAGCCCUCCCUGGCUCUGCACACACAUAGCCUUGUUGUUGUAAGAGACAAGUGUACAGGGUCACCAUGUAUACAUCACAAUAACGUUUUGCAUUACUUCUAGAUGAGCGCAACUGUCAAAGCAAUAUGGGCCUGAGUGUUAGCGCUUCCCGUGGGCUGUGGCCUGGCUGCGGGUACGGGCCACGGCAGCAGAGAUUAAGGCUGACAGGCGCUGUGCACAAUGCGCUGUGGUGCACCUCUAAUUGUCCUGACAUCAGCCUGAACUGAGCUAAUGCCCCGCCUGCCCUCCAGUCUGCACUACUCAGUCUCUCCCUCCUCUCCCUCUUCCCCCCUGGUCCUAAAGCCUGGGCUGCUUACCCCCGACAUCAGCUCAUGCUGUAAGGUAUCCUCUGCUAAGGUCCAGUAUCAUUUCAUCCUGAUCAGUGCCCAUCUUUUUUUGUUUUAUAGCCCUUACCCACCACAAAUGUUUCUCCAAAGAGUGAACACACACACUCUUAACUGGUGACCAUUUGUUUUGUUUUAACAAAGGGUGUUGUUUUUAUGACCUCUUCAUUCUCCAACUCCUCCGCACAUGCAGUCAGCUUUUAAACCUGACUUUUCUCAUUCAGCUUUGUGUAAAAUGUGGUCCUAACCCGUGCCAUGUAUUUCUGGAAUUGCAGUACUUAUAAUAAGAGAGAUUUCUUUUUUUUUUUAAAUUUCUCAACUUUGAGCUAAAUUUGAAUGCAAUGUCUCAUACACACAUUCACGCUAUUUGAUUUUAUUUAUUUUUUAAUAUUAAGCCAAUAUUUGAGCUGUAAGUGUUUACUUUAGAAUAUCUCCAGGAUUUAUUUGCAAAACUGUGGAGAGUCCAUUUCUCUGUGUUUAUUAUAAAUAUAUAUCUUUUUUUUUUUUUUCAAUUUGAUAUCCUUGAAAUUGAUGUCUCCGGGUGAUUGAAUGUGAUGAAACAAAUAAAACAAACACAACCUGUGCUGAAUAUGGAAAAAAUCCGGACACUGAGCAUAUUUAAAAUUACUUAAAGUCAAACAUCAAAAUGGGUUUGAGGGAUAUCUCAUUUUAACAGGAGCCAGAAGUCAGCUCACAACACUCAUAAAGCCUCAAUAUAUCGCCUUACACAUGUCAGGAAAUCCAAGAUUUCAAUAUUAUUCUAAGCCUGAAUGAUAUUUCCUUAGAUGCUGGAGAAAUGUAACAUAUCUAUUUUUUCCUCCCACUGUAGUACUCUUCUUGUGUACUUAGAAGUGACAAAGUCAGCUCCCUGCUCAGCUGCACAUAAUCUCACUAUGUGACACAAACAUGAUAAAAAAAUUUCCACAAGGCUGCUGUGCUUUAUAAACCACUCAAGGCUUAAUGGAAUACAUUUCUAAUGUGUCAUGACAUUAGUAAAAACUCAAACCGGAUACUAAAUCUUAUGAUACCUUAGACACAUUCUCAAAUAUAUACCUUUUUCCCCCACUUCAAAUAGUUCCCAUUGUUUAACUUUUACACUGUGAAAUCCUGCCUCUCCUGCCCACUGUGUGUGUGUGUGUGGUUUAAGGCUUUUGUGGAUUAUCUUUCCGCUGUAAUGAGACAACUGUGGCUGAUGGUUGCAGGCCUAAUUUCCUUUUAAUUUGAUUCAGAUCUCUCCAGGUUUCAGCAAAGAAGUUGGCUUAUUAUUUGAUUUGAUGAGUUUCGUUUCAAGAUACCAUUGCUCAUCUUUCUGCUUUUCAGCUACAAUCAGUUCAUUUUUCACUCCAUAAUUUGUAUAUUGUUGCCUUAGGAAUAAACAAGACUCUGUUCACUGUUUUAAUAAUAUCCAGCAAGCCAUAUGUGAAUGGAACUAAAGAUGUAAGAGCAGCCUAAAUCCAAAGCACAGUCUGCGAAUAAAAGGAGACUAAUUUUGCCAAUUGCUCUUGAAGACUUUAUUUUUUGCAGAUGGUUUAUAUGUUGUAUUGGUUUAGGGAACACGCCUAUUUUCUUUUAUCGCAUAAGCCUUUGGAUUUUAUGAAACCGCGAGUGUCCUGCCUGGUCACAUAUUUUUCUUAUAUUCUCAAAUGUUUGUCUCAUUUCUCUUUUGAUCCAUUUUCGUUUUAAACGUCUGUCUUGAAAUUAUUUGAAAGCUGAUUUUUGUAAUUAACCCAUUAAACCUGUCAAAAGCAAAUAAAAUGAACUUUUGUAUCUUGCUUUUUAAACUGUACAUAUUUUCCUUUUUUAUUUCGUUUUGCUUUUUAUUUACGCGCGAAGUAUUUUGGUGAUGCCGGUGCGCAAUUGCGCAAAAUGGGAAUAUGAUGGAUAAAAAAAAGAAGCAGUACUAAAAAGUCAGGUGCGAUUGGAAAGAGAAACAGAGAGAUGUGCCCGAAAGUGCAAAGCGAGUGCAGCGGGAGGAGAAAGUCGAGCACCGAGUGAAAAAUGACCUGAGCCAUCAUCUCACAUGACAUCUAUGAAAUCCAACCGAGAGGGAAGACCCACUAACAUGUGCUGCCACACAAUCGGCCAGAGUUAAGUGUCUUUUAUAAACAGUCCAAAACACCUAUUUCACUUUUUUACACUCUAACCUUUUUAAGUUAAGCUGUAAAAAAAAAAAGUUUGAACUUUUAAAACACGUCCUAUAGGCCAAUCUACUCUGAAAGACAGCAAUAUCUUUAAAUGGAUCGCAGCGUUAGUGAGUGAGUAAGUAAGUCACUAAGUGUGUCAAAAGGAAAACAAACUAUAAACAGUAAUUCCCCUCUUUUUGGUCAUUAAUUUUGGCAAAGUGAGCCCCCCCCCCCCCUCCAACUCAGCGAGGUUUUACAGCAUCAUUUGUUUUCACACGGUGAAACCGAUCAGGUCAUUAAACGCCCCCUCAAUAAAUCUUUAGAAAUCUUUUCCAUUAACCCCUGAACAACAAGUGGAACCAGGCGAGUCCCCCUCACACCGUGUCAGGCCGCUGAUUAAAGAGAGCCAUUCAAUCACACACACACACACACACACA
Epinephelus moara (kelp grouper) is the source of this 4512-nucleotide messenger RNA. It is a transcript of the gene arb2a, whose product is annotated as family with sequence similarity 172 member A. Bases 81 to 1379 code for a protein of 432 amino acids. Gene Ontology annotation, cellular component: nucleus. Lineage: Eukaryota; Metazoa; Chordata; Actinopteri; Perciformes; Serranidae. Gene Ontology annotation, biological process: regulatory ncRNA-mediated heterochromatin formation. The transcript has 11 exons. The record is from RefSeq and is a predicted model, not a curated record. Gene Ontology annotation, molecular function: siRNA binding.